Biomphalaria glabrata is the source of this 3278-nucleotide messenger RNA. Its product is annotated as macrophage-expressed gene 1 protein-like. Lineage: Eukaryota; Metazoa; Mollusca; Gastropoda; Planorbidae. The transcript is spliced from 15 exons. The coding region runs from base 149 to 2395 and encodes 748 amino acids. The record is from RefSeq and is a predicted model, not a curated record.
AGGAAGGUUUUUCCCAGCUGUGAAAUUACAUAUUUAGCUGGCAGACACUUGUUAUUGAGUCGUACUGCCAGAAGUUUCAUGAUCACAUCGAGAGGUCCGUAGCAGUAAACAGCAACAUAUAGCAAGCAGAACGUUGUGGCACUGAGCCAUGUAUAAGCUGGCCAAAAGCUUGACCCUUAUAGCUGUGCUGACAAGCAGCUUGGCGCUAUCCUCACAGGAACAGCCACAGGAGAGUAACCUGGGUGCUUUUCAGUCUGACUGGCCAGUCGGUGACCCACGUAGAUGUCAAGAGCAGUCAAGACUGAGUAAAUUGGACGUCAAGCGAUUUGAAGUAAUACCAGGUGUAGGCUGGGAUAAUCUCCGUAAUUUAGAAGCUGGUCUUGUGGUCAGUUACAACUUUACACAAUGCAAGGUGACUGAUGAUGGAAACUUCCUGAUACCUGAUAAUGUAUUUACAGUUCCUAUCAAGUCCAGCAGAGUGGAAAGGUUUGCUGAACUGAUAGAUAGCUGGCACAAUACAUCUUCCAUCACAUCAAACACAGUCAACAUUGAGGCUGGUCUGUCUCUUACAAAGUUUUCCAUCAGCGGGAAGUUUUCCUACGAGCACGAUGAAAUGAAGUCUAAAAUGAUUGAAGACAAGGCUGUGACCGUCAGAGUACAGAUGAGAUACAACAGAUAUGAAGCUAAGCUUCAACCUGAUCCAGUUCUAAGUCCACAAUUCAAAAAGAGAUUACUCAGCAUUGCAGCAAGACUCGAGCUGAACCAAACGGAACAAGCGAGAUACGAAGGACAACUUCUGGUCAGAGAUUUCGGUACUCACGUCUUGACCAGUGUUACUGCUGGGGCUGGUCUGGUGAAAGACGAUUACCUCCAGACUAAAUUUGUUUUGGAUAGCGUAGACAAGAAAUCCAUAAUUUUGGCAGCAGCAAGUGCCUCGUUCCUCAACAUCUUUCACUUUAGUGCCUCCUACGGACAUACGACAGAUAACAGCAUGAGUGAUUCUUACAACAAAAGUUUGACCCAUUCAAUUGUCAAGACACUUGGAGGGCCAUUGUACCGAGCUGAAAAUAUGACGCUAGACGAUUGGACUAAGGGUGUGGAUAAAAAUCUUGUUCCCAUGGACAGAACAGGUGACCCUUUGUACUUCCUUGUAACGCCACAGACAUUACCAGAGUUACCCAUCACCACAGUGAAUGAACUUGAAAAGAUUGUACGUGAGUCCAUAGAGCUGUACUAUGAGAUGAAUACAAUUAGAGGAUGUACCAAACUUGGCUCGCCCAAUUUCAGUUUCUCUGCCAACUUUGAUGAUGGUUCUUGUACGGCUCGUCCAACCAAUCUGACAUUUGGGGGAACUUACCAAACAUGCUCAGUCUCUGGAAGUUAUUUGACCAAAAAUCCAUGUGAUGGCCUUGACCAGGUUAACCCCAAAACAGGAACUUAUUCUUGUCCUGCCUCAUACAAACAAAUUCUGAUGCAGUCAGCUGUGAAGACAGGAUCAACAGAAUAUCAAAGAUCAUGUCACAGUUGCUGGCUUUUCUUUCAUUGUUGCCAUACUGACCAGUAUCACGCUGAUGCCGUCUACUCGACGUACUGGUGUGUAGCCACCGGACCAGUCCAACAGAAUUCCGGUUAUUUGUUUGGUGGCCUGUUCACCUCCAACCAAGAUAACCCAGUAACUGGAACAACUGGUUGCCCUCCUACAUUUUACCCCAGACGUAUUCUCUUUGAUACGACCAUCUGUAUCAGCGAUGAUUUCGAAGAAAGUAGCCCCAUGUCUGUUCCAUUUGGUGGCUUCUUUUCCUGUAAAUCAGGAAACCCUCUGGCUGUCAAUGGAGUCAGUCCUGUUGGGUCACAACAGAAGGCUACAGUGUCAGGGAACUCUCUGAAAGCUUUUAUGGCCCAACAGAGUGAUGAUUCUCAAUCCUAUCCAAUGAGAUGUUCAGAAGGUUACAGUCAGCAUCUAGCUACAGUAGACGUGGGAUGUUCUAUUAACUACUGCGUUAAGACUGGGGCUUUGUCAGGACCAAACCUGCCACCUAUUAAGCGACCUCCAUUCAUGCCCAAGCCAGCUGCACUUCUGGAUGACGAGAAUAACUUGGUUAUAUUUAACAUUGAGACACAGACGUGGAUGAAGAAUGACCAGGCCUUACAGUUCCAAGCCUUACACGCCACAGCUUCACAGAAAAACUCUGCUAACGAUGACAGUCUAUCACCAGGCGCUGCUGCCGGUAUAUCUGUAGGUGCUACUUUAGCCUGUGUAGCUGUGACUACUUUUCUCGUCAUGUUGAUCAGAAAGCGAAGAGCUCAGAGAUCCGGUGCCUACAGACGUUUGGUGGUGGGCGAAUCAAGCUAUGGUGCUAUUUCACCAGAACCAGAUAGUGUAGAUGUCCAGUAGACCCAUGUCAACUAGAGAUAUAAAUAUGUUUAUAAUGUAUAGUCAGAUCUGGAAGUUUUUUUAUAUAAAUAUUCAAUGUGUAUAACUUAUUACUUAUUAGGUACAUUUUAAGGAUUACAUUUUCUUUAAGCUGUUUUAAAAAGAAUUAAUUAAUGCUGAGAAAGAAAUUAACAAAAAACUGCACAAUUACAUUUGUAAACGAAAUUGAUUGAUUAGAUUUUAAUAUAUUGACAGCAUUUUUGUUUCAAUGUUUAAGCAUGAAUUAUUUGAAUGUCAACAGUAGAAAUGAUAAUAGUAAUCAGGACAGCAAAAGUUUUUUUUUUUUUUUUUUUUUUAAAAAGGUGUUUCCGGAGAUCUGUGUGCCUCGAGUAAUAAAAAGAUGGGAAUGGGCGUACUAUAAGUACCAAAAUGUCAUAAAAAAUUUCUUUGCUAGUAAGAAUUUUGAAUAGUUUGUUUUAUAAACAUAUGUUUAGAUAAGCUGACUUAGUGGUAAAACCCAAUUUUUAAAAUCUGAAAGUUGUAGUUUUGACGCUUUGAUUUCUUCCACACGGACCUUGAGUCACAGAGUAUGUUGCUCCAGACGAUAUAAAGGCUUGUGGUUAUAAAAUAUGGUACUCUUUAAAAGGAAGUUCAACAAUACAUCUUUUAUUGAAUGUGGCCAUUUUCAUUUUUGAAGUUCCUUGCAUUAAUAGUGUUUAAGAAUAAGUUUAGUCAACACAGCAAGUCGUUGGAUAUUGUAAAGGUAAUUUUGACUACUUGCCUCCAUGAAUAGCUUAUUUUAACAAUCCAGAAUAUUAUCUCUAGCUACGUUGUUUAUUUUAAUCUUAAAUUUUAAACAAUAAAAAUGCAGCAAUGUGUAAAAGAAAUAAACUUACAAUACUAG